AUGGCAGGAAAUAUUAUAGAUGCGCCUGAUUGUUUGACUGAUAGUGGAAGAAGCUCCCCAAUGCCAAACAGAAAAAGAGAGAUGAAUGGAUUUGAAGUGGUUGGAGACCAAAAGAAUAUUCGACUCCUUCAAGAAGCAGACGCCAUUCUUCAAACUCUUCAACAAUCGUUUGUAGUAGAAGAAUUGACAAGAAGUCUGUUUCGGUUACAAGAUCUGUUCCAAAAUGAAUAUAUACAGAAGUAUUUAGAAAAUAAUCAAGUGUAUUUACCAGUUUUAUCUGUUAUGAAACAUCUAGAAGAUUAUAUACAUAUACAAUUGAUAGGUUUACAGUUAUUAUGUCAAUUUAUAGCCACUAGUUCUACUCUUCAAGAAAACAUCAGACAUUCAGAUGCUCACAAUUUAGUUAUAAAGAUUUUACUUGAAAAUACAUCAAAUACUGAACUUAUUUUGUAUGGUAUGAAAAUAUUCUCUUCAUUAUUGCAAUCUGCUAAAGAACUGUGUAUACAGCUAAAGAAAGAAAGAAAAUGUUUAGAAGUAUUGGAAUUAAUAGUUAAAUCUAUUACAACAUUUCCUGAUCAUGAAGAAAUCCAAAUUAAUUCACUCUUAUCUUUAGCACAUUAUCUUCACUUUGAUGUUGAGGUAAAUAUUGAAGUAUUGAAUAAAUAUUUUACCUGUAUUACUGAAUCUCUAGCCCUACAUUCUUCUCAUCCACAAAUUGUAAAUCAAAUACUGUUAGUCUUCUACAGACUGGCUCAGCAUGAAUCAGUACAACAAGAUAUGGUUCAGUCUAGAUUUCUAGUAGAAGUUAUGUAUCCUAUUCUGGUAUCUAGACCUAAUGAUAUAAAUUUACAGAUACAUGGUUUAAGAAUAUUUGCUAAUACAGCUUGUGGUUUGUUUAAAGAAAAGGAAAGUACAGAACUAGCAUCAGAAUGGACGAAAGUUAUUUAUUCAUCUAUGUCACAACAAAUGGACAAUGCUUACAUUCAGGAGCUAUGUUGUAAAGCAUUAAGUGAACUAUUAUGUUGUAAACCUGAAGCAUAUAUGUGGAUUGGAGAUAGUGCAGAACUUAGACAGGACCCAUUACAUACUCUGUGUUUAGGAGCUUUAUUGAUGCAUAGAAAGAUACAAAGUGUUUUCACUUCUGCUUGUGAAUGUUUUUUCUACCUGACAGCCGACAAUGAUUGGUUGUGUAAGAAUAUGAUGGAGAAGAAUUCACAUGUUGCUAUAAUAGAAGGUAUUAAACAACAUAUAGACACAGCUAAAGCAGUAGCUGCUGGCUGUAAAGCUAUCAGAGGACUUUGUAUUUUCCAUGAUGAAAAUAAGCUUAUUGUAUCAGAAUAUGAUGAUAUUUUGAUGUUAUUAGUGAAAAUAUUACGAAUGUAUAAUCAAGAUAUUGGUGUAUUAUGUGAAGCUAUUUCUACUAUUGCAUGUUUAGCUGAUAAUGAUGUGAUACGUCAUCAAUGUUUAGUUGAGAAUGUACAUGGAUAUUUAUUGGUUAUAUUGGAUGAGUUCACUGAAGAUGUUAUAAUACAAGAAGCUGUGAUAGAAACCCUAGCUGUUAUAGGUGGUGCUACUAGUGGGGCUGAAAUAUUAAAUAGAGAUGGAACUGUGGAGAAAAUAAUUAGAACUUUACUCAACUUUCAACUAUAUAUUAAUAUUCAGAAGAAAGGGAUAAUGACACUACAAAUUAUAGUAGAUAAUGAUAUAUUACAAUCUGAAGAUAUGUGUUCAGAUUUAACACAACUUAUAAAGAUGAUAAUGAUGACACAUAAAAAUGUUCUUAGUGUUCAGAGAGAGGCAGUGGUGUUUAUGCAGAUAUUAGCUGAAAAGGGUAAACGGAUGAGUAAAAUACUUGUAAAUCAAGGUUGUCAUGAGUUAUUGUUUCAGAUAUUAGAAAAAUAUGUUGAUGAUAAAGGAUUAAAUGAGUUAGCUAUUGGAUGUUUAUAUAUUACAGGAUUAUAUUAUUUAGCUAUUGAAUGUUUAUAUAUUACAGGAUUAUAUGAGUUAGCUAGUGAAUGUUUAUAUAUUACAGGAUUAUAUGAGUUAGCUAGUGAAUGUUUAUAUUUUACACGAUUAAAUGAGUUAGCUAGAUUAUAUGAGUUAGCUAUAGAAUGUUUUUAUAUUACGGGAUUAUAUGAGUUAGCUAGUAAAUGUUUAUAUUUUACAGGUUUACAUGAUUUAGCCAGUGAAUGUUCAUAUAAUAAAGGAUUACAUGAUUUAGCCAGUGAAUGUUUAUAUGUUACAGGAUCACAUGAGUUAGCUUUUAAUGGUUUAUAUAUUACAGGAUCACAUGAGUUAGCUAGAUUGCAUGAGUUAGCUAGUGAUUGUUUAUAUUUUACAGGAUUACAUGAUUUAGCCAGUGAAUGUUUAUAUAUUACAGGAUUAUAUGAGUUAGCUAGUGAUUGUUUAUAUGUUGCAGGAUUAUAUGAUUUAGCUAUUGAAUGUUUAUAUAUUACAGGAUUAAAUGAGUUAGCUAGAUUACAUGAUUUAGCCAGUGAAUGUUUAUAUGUUAUUGGUUGUGAACAGAAUCUGAAAUCAGAUAUGUUAUUAGUAGCUUGUGCUAAAGGUUUUUACUUAGGUGUAGAAUGUUUAUUACAAAUUGGUUCUGAUGUUAAUAUUGGUGAAGGACAAGAGACACCAUUAUAUUAUGCUGUUAAGAACCAAGAUGAAAACAUGGUGAAAUUGAUAUUAGAACAUAAUGUAUGUGAUAUAUUAACAUCAUUACAACUCAGUUUAGAUAAACAGUAUGAUUAUAUUACUGGUCUUCUAUUAUCAUAUAUAGAUUCAGACAGAGAUCAUCAUAAAGCUGGUGUAGUGGUAUGGAAUGGUAUAGGUUUAGGUGAUCUUAAACCUGAGUGGUUUUUACCACUAAUUGGUGGUGUUAGAGAAGGUAAAACAGCCCCAGGUGUAGGAAGAAGGUUAUCAACCAAAAUAAAGAAAAGUGAACAGAAACGAGCUAAAAGAUUAACUCGAUCACCUAGUGAUUCCUAUGUAGAUAUUAUGAAACAUCAUUGUUGGCGUAUACCACCUAAUAAUGUAGAUAUGAUAAAACAUAGAGUUUCUAUUAUAAAACAAAUUAGAGAGGCUGAAACUCUGAAAGCUAGAGAUAAGAAAACAAAGAGUUUACCUAAAAAGAUCAAAGCACAUCUAAGCAACAUCAAGGACAAUGGUUCUAAAAAAUCUCCUCAAGGUAGUCCAAAGGUAUCCAGUACAUCUGAUUUAAAUCUGAGAUAUAACUCAACAUCUACUCUACAGGGAGAACUACCACUUACAGAAGAAAUUGAUGCAUCUUUAAUCAUACCCAUACCAGAUGAUCCAUUUUUUGAGAAUAGUACAGAUGAAUGGGAAGAAUGGAAGAAAACUACAUUAACUGGUGCUAAAUUUCCUUUUCAUCCAGAUGAUCCCAGGAGACAAAGAGAGAAGAAAGUUGGUGGCAUGACUGCACCUCCAGUAAAAUGGCAGCGUAAAUUUUCUGCUAAGAAAUCUGGUUAUUCUCCACCACCAGGUCAAAGCAAUAAUUUUCAGUCCUGGGAGAGAUUAUCACCUGUUUCUACAUCCUCUAGAUUAUCAAUUUCUGUAGAAAUGGGUGUUGAUAGAAAUUACAGAUCUAGUUAUAGUAUUGAUGAGACAGAUUUGGAGACAAGUUUUGAUGAAAGCAGUGAUAAACAGAAUACAGACUAUCCAGAGUUUACCAUUAAAUCUCUCGAUGUCUCUAGUAAUAAUAUUAAUACAUUAGAUCUACUGGUGGCGAAGGGAGAGAUAUUUCUACAGAAAUUUGAACAAGUAACCAAAUUAGAUAUAUGUCAUAACAGAAUAUCAGCUCUACCUUCUACUCUUACACAGGUUGUUACUUUUUAUACCAACACUGCUGUGUGUAAUUUGUAA
Molecule: messenger RNA, 3885 nt
Organism: Lottia gigantea (owl limpet)
Lineage: Eukaryota; Metazoa; Mollusca; Gastropoda; Lottiidae
Exons: 28
Coding region: 1-3885 (1294 amino acids)
Molecular function (GO): protein binding
Source: RefSeq, a predicted model, not a curated record